Molecule: messenger RNA, 1919 nt
Organism: Neurospora hispaniola
Lineage: Eukaryota; Fungi; Ascomycota; Sordariomycetes; Sordariales; Sordariaceae
Product: ribonuclease H-like domain-containing protein
Exons: 5
Coding region: 88-1761 (557 amino acids)
Biological process (GO): nuclear-transcribed mRNA poly(A) tail shortening
Cellular component (GO): cytoplasm
Molecular function (GO): poly(A)-specific ribonuclease activity; RNA binding
Source: RefSeq, a predicted model, not a curated record
UUCAAGGGUUGUUCUUCGUCCUCCAAGAUCUGCUCGCAGCAGGCCUGGGAACUUACGUUGAUGGGCAUCUAGAUCGCGGUUUAGAUCAUGAUCUCUGUCAAAAUGGAGGUCGACAACGUCAACUUCUGGGGCCAUCUGCCCACUAUCCUUGACGCGAUUGCCGAUGCCGAGUUCAUCUCGCUUUCUGUGAUCGGUUAUCCCGAUGCUAUCAUCAAAGCUAACCAGACCAAGGAGGAGCUCUACCAUGAAUUGGUAGAACACUCCAAGGUUUACCACAUCUCCAAGAUUGGCCUGACUUGUUUCCAAUACGACGAGAAGCAAAAGGCAUAUUCUGCGCGUAGCUUCAACUUUGCCAUCACCCCUUGGUUUCUCUCUGCAAACAUUCAGGCGGAACUCAUCGCAAAGACCGUCAAUCGAACGUUUUCCUUUUCAUACGACACCCUUCAACAGUUGGCGACAAACGGCUGGUGUUUCAACGAAGCUUGGGAACGGGGUGUUCCUUACUUGACCCGCUGGGAGGCGCAAACAGUCGAGGAGCGUUUCCUCCAGCCUUGGGAGACCAAGAAGCCAUUGGACAUCAACAAACUAGAUGCCGAGUCCCAGAAAUUUCGGGCAUGGGCCAAUGAGCAGAUCACAUCUUGGCUGAAAGAAGAGGACAAGACUCUUCACUUAGCAACCCCCUCAGGCGAGCGGUUUACUAGCCUUCAAGUUGGACUCAUCUGCCAACUUGUCCACUCCUGCUUUGAGGACUGUCGCGCAACUCUUAGAGAUGACAAUCGAAUCAUGCACAUCACGAAGCUCAGUCGCACAGAGCUCACCAUUGAGAGAUCGACGAACCGCCGCAUUGCACUGACGCGACAGUCAGGAUUUCUCUACGUGGUGGAGGCUCUCCUCGGGGGACAUUUUGCCAACGACAUCGAGCCCGAACUAUGCUUGGCAUACUUAUUGGUGGUGGAUCGUGACUCGCGAAGUCAACUUGUCUCGGCUUUUCGCGACAGACUUAGAGCAGCUGAGAAUAGAAACAGGCUCAGACGACCUAUCCUGCUCAUUCACUCUCAGCUCGACAUGCUGUGUCACUUUUACUCGACAUUUUUGGGCCCACUUCCGGAGACACUCGACGGAUUCACAAAAGAAAUACACGACAUCUUCCCUCGGAUCGUGGACAGCAGGAUUCUGUAUCCCCUCAACAACUAUCCAUCUCACUCGUUCGACAGGCACAAGACUUCAAUUGAGUUCAUAUCUGCCGCAGAGGAAGAGGGAGGACCCGUUGUUACACCAGUACGAGGAUUCGAAUACCAGAACAAGAUGGCUGAAGAACACGGUCUUUACGGCUGGUAUUCCAACCUCGCAUUCCUCAAGGUUGCAGCAAAGAAGCUGCAGAAGGAGCAGUGGUUGAGCAAGACCCGGCCCGAAAAGACGUACGGAAGCAUGAGAAUGAAGACGAGAAAACCAAGCAAGCUUUUCUUCACUCUCAAUCCCUUUGCGCCCAACAGCAUUAUCAGUCGUCGGUCAAGUGUUUGUUCUUCUGUCGCUUCCGGUAUGACUGGAAGCAUGGUUGACACCCCGCCCAGUGUUUUCGGUGACGGCAGUGAUGAGGAGGAGGAGGAAGAGAAGCAGGAGGCACCUGACGUUCAUCGUCUCCCCCCGUGGGAGGCAGUUUUCUGGGGAAAGUUUGGAAACAAAUUGAUCCUCGACAACGGUGAAAUUUUGGCGCUCCCCACUUCGAUUCCGCUCAGAAAGACCCGGAUUCGGAAUCUCUAGGAUGAUCAUCGGGACCUCCUGUAUGAGCUCCUUUUUGUGUGGACUUUGGGCACGAUUUGUGUGUUAUUUACAUUGCUUUUCAGAUGGAUUGAAGAUUGGGACCCGAAUUGUUUGUGAUGUGAUGAUGUCAACAAGUAAUUUGUUAAUGGUGUUUGAGG